This is a messenger RNA of Athalia rosae (coleseed sawfly), 1172 nucleotides long. RefSeq lists its product as uncharacterized. The coding region runs from base 1 to 1161 and encodes 386 amino acids. The transcript is spliced from 4 exons. Lineage: Eukaryota; Metazoa; Arthropoda; Insecta; Hymenoptera; Athaliidae. The record is from RefSeq and is a predicted model, not a curated record.
AUGGCAAAAAAGUGUUUUUUGUGUGAUUCGGAUGAUGGUGUAAUUGACUUUAAUAAUGAAACUUUUAAAAACUGUGUAUUAAAGUUAGCUUUUCUGACCGUUUUGAAGAAAAUAUACAACGAAGAAUUUGAUACUUUUUGUGCCGAAUAUACAGAGCAUACCAAUGCAUCUACUACUCAAGAAGAAUCAAAACAGUUGAGUCCUAGUGUCGAUCCCUGUGCUACAGUUGCUGAGGGUGAAAAGAGUAAUGUUGAAGACCUGUCUCAAACUUCUGGGGACUUUGACAAGGAGCAGUCACCAUCAACAUCAACAGCAUCGACAUCAAGCAAAAUUAUUUGUCUUUUUUGUGACCAUAGCCAAAAGAGAUGUGGGAAGAAGCUGGUUAAUCUUACUUUCCCUAAUAGUGACAAAGUACCACUGCAGAUAAAAAAUAUGGCGACAAAUUUUGGAGAUUCGGUGAUUCUCUCUAAACUUCAACAUCAAACUGUUGCGUACCAUCUGCCUUGUUACGCAGUGUAUCAAUCAACAGAGAAGCGGUCCAUGGAAGAAUCUACCGAUUCCAGCUAUAGUAAAUAUAGACAGUUACAUCAGUUGGCCUUUCAAUCUAUAUUGAAUUUCAUCGAAACGGAAAGAAUACAAAACAACAAGGUUAUGUACUUGGCUCAAUUAUUUUUAAGAUAUCAAGCUUUAUUGUUAGAGUUCGGAAAUCAUGAAAUUGAUUUCGAUGAUAUACAAGAUUACCGAUGUGAAACCUUGCAAAAAAAAAUAAUUAAGAAAUUUGGUGAAAAUAUCAAGAUUGAAGCUUCAACGGGAAUACGUAAAAAAAAAAUUGUGUACAAAGCGGACAUGGACGUUUCUGUAAUAGCAAACAAUUUCAAAUUUUUGGAGACAGGAAAAGAUUAUGAGUUUGAAAAUGUUGCAUAUUAUUUGAGAAGCUGCAUUAAAAAUAUAGAUGCCCAUCCGCUUCCUCGCAACGUAACUGCUGAUGAUAUCAUUUGUGGAGAAUGUGACAUUCCUGAGCGAUUGAUUGAUUUUAUGCAAAAUCUUAUCGGAGGACCUAAUUUUUCUGAUCAAGAUUCGGACGAACUGAAAGUUAGAAUAACGUCAAUAUGUAGUGAUAUUAUUUAUGCUGUAACCAGCGGUGCAUGUAAGCCCGUAUGAAGUUUAACCCU